CUCUCCCCCUGCGUUGUUCUAUUUAUAUUUUUCAUCAAGAUAUAGUAAGCAAAGUUUACAGAAGGAAACUUUUUUAAAUUUUAUGGACGCCAAAAUUUAUGCGGAUCAUUAAGAUGUUGUAACAGAGGUAUAGAUGAGCUUCCUAGUUUUUUCCUUUUAAAAUUUUGUUUGAUAACUGGAUCCGUGUUAAAAUUGAAAAGUUUACAUAACUAGAUCCGUUUGUGUGGAAAUUGGCGCUUAAAAUUAGAUCAAUUUAAAUGUCUUGGGUAAUUGAGUUUUCGGAUGUGUUUUGUCAAAUCGGAAAGCGGAGGAGUUAAUCUGUGAUUUAGCAGGCUAGUUAAUAAAUUAGCUUGUGUAAUUUCUGACUUAAAAACUUCAAUGUGUUGGGUUUGAGCUAUUCAUUUUUGAUUAUCUCGAAGAAGUAGAACACAAUUUUCCACUCAAGCGCAGAAAGGAGAAGACCAACUUCGUGCGAAGACCGAGAACUGUCCAAUCAGAAGAAGGAAUAUAAAUAUGGAAUUUUCUUUUCAUACUGCUCAUGAUUUUCAUGACCCUAUCUUUUGGGAGCUUUGGCAAAAGUCGGAAAAUAUUCAGGAAAAACCUGAAAUCAUUGAUGAAGCUUCUGAGAGAGCCUUCCAAAAACACGUCACAGAAGAAUUGGAAGAGAGCUUUAAGUUGUUUGAUCUUAAUGGUGACGGUGUGAUAUCUGCGUUUGAGCUACGAGCUGGGAUGAAAUCCUUAGGCAAAGAGAUGUCGAUGGAUGAAGCAGAAGAAGUUAUUGAAGUUCUCGAUGAAAACGGUAGUGGAACGAUAAACUUUUCAGAGUUUAAAUGUGUCAUGUUGGAUAAAUUAAAGCAAGGCACGGAAGAAGAAGAUAUAAAAGAUGCUUUUGAUGUAUUCGAUGAAAACAAAGACGGCCUCAUUUCUGCAAAAGAAAUUCAAACUUUGUUUACAAAAUUAGGCGAUGCUAUCACGUUUGAAGAAGCUACUGAUAUUCUCUCCGGUGGAGAUUUGAAUAAAGAUGGCUACAUUGAUUUUGAAGAAUUCAAAAUAUUUUGUAAAAAUAUGAACGAUCAACAUCUCCAGAUCAUCAAAGAAAGAGAAGAGAAAGAAGAUGUAAUCUCCAAUCCAAAAAAUCUUGACCACACUAGCCACAUUAUACUAUAACAUCCACAAACUGCUAAGUCGUAUCACUUUGCGUGUCACUCCGAUGGUUUUUUUAUAUGGUUCAACUUUCAAAGCUAUACUACCAUCAAAAAAUCAUUUGCUCUCUCAUUGAACAUGCUCAGCUUAUGUCACUAAGAGUCUUCCGUCAAAAUAAAGUUGAUUGAACUUUGUCCAAGAAUAUUAGAACGAAAAGGAAAUCGAAAUAUAUAAUAAAUAAUAAAAAAUAUAAUGAUAAUUUAUUCGUUUUAAUUAUUUAAAUAUGUAAAUAAAAUAAUUUAUUGGUUUGUUUUUUCUCACCGGAUGGGACAAAUAACUGGGCUGGUACCUAAGUGUCUUUUCUGUCAUUGUAUAUAUCAAUUUUUUGAAGAAAAAAUACAAUUUUCUUAAUUGUUUGAGUUUUUUUUCAUUUAUAGGAGACACGUAACUCGCGUAGUUAAGUUAUUAUUUUAAAUAGCGAAACGACCAAAAAAAGUAUUUUAGGUCAAAUUUCGAGCAGGUGGU
Hydractinia symbiolongicarpus is the source of this 1668-nucleotide messenger RNA. RefSeq names its product neo-calmodulin-like. The coding region runs from base 514 to 1167 and encodes 217 amino acids. Gene Ontology annotation, molecular function: calcium ion binding. NCBI's taxonomy places the organism in Eukaryota, Metazoa, Cnidaria, Hydrozoa, Anthoathecata, Hydractiniidae. The transcript is spliced from 5 exons. The record is from RefSeq and is a predicted model, not a curated record.